Molecule: messenger RNA, 2165 nt
Organism: Gigantopelta aegis
Lineage: Eukaryota; Metazoa; Mollusca; Gastropoda; Neomphalida; Peltospiridae
Product: carnitine O-palmitoyltransferase 2, mitochondrial-like
Exons: 15
Coding region: 40-2055 (671 amino acids)
Biological process (GO): fatty acid beta-oxidation
Cellular component (GO): mitochondrion
Molecular function (GO): carnitine O-palmitoyltransferase activity
Source: RefSeq, a predicted model, not a curated record
CAGUGCCCGCAGUCCAAAGUUCGUUUUGUUUUGAAAAAAAUGUGGAGAGUAGUAUCAGCUAAACACCAGAGUUGUUACUGCAUGGUGUUUGCUUCUCAGCUACAAAUCCCAACAUUGUCAAAAUGCUGCUCUGGUGUUCGCCUUUAUAGUGCAACAUCUGAUGAAAGGGAGUAUCUUCACAGAAGUAUUGUUCCAACAUACCAUUUUCAAAAAAGCUUACCACGGCUGCCAAUACCUAAACUGGAGAAGACUUGCGAGAGAUAUCUCAAAGCUCAGUUACCUCUGCUGUCAUCUGCUGAAUACGCAAACACUGAAACUAUUGUCAAGGGAUUCUUACAAGGAGAUGGAACUGUCCUGCAUGAAGAACUUGUGGCUAAAGACAAGAACAAUAAGCACACCAGCUACAUUUCAGACCUGUGGUUUGAUAUGUACCUGAAGGACAGAUCCCCUGUUGUGAUAACACACAACCCGUUCAUGGUGUUCAAUAACGACCCUAAACCGGAAUAUAACAACCAGCUGUUGCGAGCAACUAAUAUGGUUGUUUCAUCAGCAAGGUUUAUGAAAACACUUAAUAAAGAAAUCUUGGAACCAGAGGUCUUUCACUUGAAUCCAGCCAAAAGUGACAAUGAGAAGUUCAGGAAGUUUGUUAGAUUUCUUCCACAAGCCAUAUCAUGGUAUGGAGCUUACUGGUACAAGGCCUUUCCUCUCGACAUGAGUCAGUACAAGCGGCUGUUCAAUUCAACACGAAUACCAAGAAAAAGCAAGGAUGAGUUGUACACAGACGAGACUGCACGUCAUCUUGUAGUGCUGAGGAAAGGAAACUUCUAUAUUUUUGAUGUCCUGGAUUCAAACGGCAAUAUAUACCCAGCAGAAGACAUCAUGUCACAUAUAAAAUACAUUCUGGAGGACUCGGCUCCAAUACCAGAAUACCCAGUGGGAGUCAUGACUACGGAGAACAGGGAUGUGUGGGCAGAUGUGAGGACCAACCUCGUUAACUCAGGAAAUGAGCAUUUACUUAAGUUGAUAGAUGGUGCGAUGUUUGCUUUGGCCCUGGAUGAUAAACAUUUGACGGACCCCAACGACAUUUCCAGGUCAUUUCUUCACAGCGAUGGAAUCAACAGAUGGUUUGACAAAUGCUUCCAGUUGCUCAUGUCAGAUGACGGAGUAGCUUGUGUAAACUUUGAGCAUUCAUGGGGUGAUGGAGUUGCCGUGCUAAGAUAUUUCCGUGAAGUUUUUAAAGACUCGACUGAAAAACCACAGGUUCAUCCCACAACCAAACCGAGCGAUGCAAAUUCAUCUCAGAGAGUGCAGCGAUUGGAAUUUAAGCUGGAUGGAGCUACAAAAGAAGCCAUUAAACAAGCUAAGACAAAGUUUGACAAGAAGACCGCCAGCCUAGAUCUACAACAUCUGGAGUACCAAACAUUCACUCGCAAAAAAUGCAAACAGCAAAAGCUUAGUCCCGACUCAGUCUUACAAUUAGCUAUUCAGCUCGCGUACUUCAGACAAACGGGUAAAACGGUGGGAACGUACGAGUCCUGUAGUACUGCAGCCUUUAAGCAUGGCCGGACGGAGACGGUGCGACCGUGUACGGUAGCUACAAAGAGGAUGUGUGAUCUGAUCUUCAAUUCAAAGACUCCACCCACAGUGGAGGAGCUUCAGCAGGGACUGAAGAACUGCUCAGAGAUGCACCAACAGCUCACAAGGGAAGCAGCAAUGGGUAAGGGAUUUGACAGACAUUUGUUUGCUUUGCGACACUUGGCUGAGGACUCUGGAAAGGCUCUCGAUUUGUUUGAGGAUCCGGCCUACAAGAAACUGAACCACAUCAUUUUAUCAACAUCAACACUCUCUGACCCAUCUGUUCUGAUUGGAGGCUUUGGAGCGGUCGUUCCAGAUGGCUAUGGAAUCGGUUAUGCUGUCGAAGAUGGUCGACUUGGAUUCAAUAUCACUAACUAUCCCCCCGCAACAGAUAUCAAUGAUUUCCUCAAAUGCUGCGAACACAGUUUGGAUGACAUAUAUGAUAUUUUUAAUGGGAGAGUACCAAGCAAGAGAUCAUGAUGCAGGAUACUGUUUAUCAGCAUGUGUUUAUCCAAGCACAGAUUUAUAACUUAAAAGAAUGAGUGUUUUCUCUAUCAUCAACAUAAUUAUAAAAAAAAAUUAUUGUUUAA